GCCGACCGAGGGCAUUUUAAAAGGUGUCAUCGUUUUUAUUGGAAAAAGUUGUGGUUGGUGGGUCAAAUCAUACGCGGGGGACACGGCAGAUGUCUUAAGUCAUGUUUUACGAGAAUGACAGGCUGAGGUUUUUUUGGUCUUCCGAUGCAGAACUCCGCAUGGAAGACGCACAAAAUCUGCGGGACUUCAUCUCUCCUUCCUAUGACUCCUAAGAAACCUCAGCAGUGGCUGCAAGUGGUCGGACAUGCAGGGAGCUUUCAUGUUGGGGAUUAUGGUACACUGCUGAAGAGGUUUUGUAAGGGGGAGCAACAAUGCUACCUCAGGCUGAUGGAGGACGCUCUGAGUCCCUUUGUUCCAGCCUACCACGGUGUGGUGCAGCGGGACGAGCAGGAUUACAACAUGAUGGAUAACUUGCUGACCCAUUUCAGCACACCUGCCAUCAUGGACUGCAAGAUGGGCAGUCGCACAUACCUCGAGGAGGAGCUGCUGAUGGCACGAGAACGCCCCCAGCCUCGUAACGACAUGUAUGAGAAGAUGGUGGCUGUGGACCCAGAGGCCCCAACAGUCCAGGAGCGAGCCCAGCAGGCAGUGCUGAAAACCAGGUACAUGCAGUGGAGGGAGACGCUGAGCUCCACAACAACUCUGGGUUUCCGUAUUGAAGGAUUCAGGAAGGCAAAUGAAGAAUGUCACACAAACUUCAAAAGGACCAAAAGCAGAGAUCAAGUGAUGGAAGCACUUAACAACUUUGUUGAGUCCAAUACACACAUUGUGUGGGGCUAUCUGAGACGGUUGAAGCAAUUGCGGCAGGUCUUGGAGACGUCAGAUUUCUUCCGAGCACAUGAGGUUGUGGGCAGUUCUUUACUGUUUGUACACGACUGGACAGGCCAAACAGGAGUCUGGAUGAUUGACUUUGGAAAGACCAUGGCCUUGCCGUCACACCUCACCGUGGACCACCGCACUCCCUGGGUAGAGGGCAAUCGUGAAGAUGGCUAUCUGUGGGGUCUGGACAACCUCAUUGACAUACUGGCCAAUAUGCUGCCACUGACCUGAACGCCACUCAAAAUGUGUGGAAAUGUACUCUCAGUCCUUCCUUCACCACUCAUAAGUGAAUGACUGCAGAUGCACUGGUUUCUGAAAUGGUUAUUGUGGGAAUAAGCUGAAAAUAGGAAGGCGUAAAAAAAAAGAAAAAAUGGAGGAUGUGAUUGAUUAUAAUAAUAACACAUUUUGCAAGAUGUGUUAUCAAGUAAAUACUUUGCAGAACAGAUUUAUUUUCAUUAAAUCAGUCCCUCAAUUUAAUUUAACGCAGAUUCAACCAAUCCCUGUGAGUUCUCAUUGUGAUUUUAUUCUCACUGGAACAAGUUGCCUCUGAUUUUUAAUGAAUUGUAAAAUUUUAAAAAACAAAACAACUAUUGUUCAAUUUACAAUUUUCACUUUCUCCCACAAUUUGAUAGCCAAAAAAUACCAUCACAAGUUUUUUGGAAAAGCUCCCGUGAAAUCAGGCAUUUGAGGCUGCAACAAUCCCCAAAAAGGCCCAAGAAACCCUGGAGGGACUGGUAAAUUAGGCCCACAACACGGCUCAAAAGGGCAUUGGAGAUUUGUGGACUCUCUGAGCAACCUGAGCCUUUUAAAGUUUGACCACUACAUAGACAUACAACACUAAGCUUACCUUGUAAGAGCCAAAGACAGUCUCAGUUUUCAGUCUCAGCAGGUCUGACCCGACCGUCUUGUGAGGACCUGCUCAUUAUUUUAGUAAAAACAUGACACUAGCAAUUAUAAGCCAAAGAUAUGGCUGCCACCUCUGACUCGAGAUGAUCAGUAAUGUCACACUGUGUCAUUAAAUUGGUGCUAAAACUA
Messenger RNA from Dicentrarchus labrax (European seabass), 1854 nucleotides. RefSeq names its product inositol-trisphosphate 3-kinase Ca (gene itpkca). Gene Ontology annotation, biological process: inositol phosphate biosynthetic process. Gene Ontology annotation, cellular component: cytoplasm; nucleus. The record is from RefSeq and is a predicted model, not a curated record. The transcript has 7 exons. NCBI's taxonomy places the organism in Eukaryota, Metazoa, Chordata, Actinopteri, Moronidae. Gene Ontology annotation, molecular function: inositol tetrakisphosphate kinase activity; inositol-1,4,5-trisphosphate 3-kinase activity. Bases 145 to 1050 code for a protein of 301 amino acids.